CUCCACUGCUCCACUCUCAUCAUCAUACUUUACCUAAUCCGCGUGUUUGCGUCAAACCCGUCAUAGCUACAGAUUUAGGGAAUUAGUGUGCUUAGUUUUUAAAAUAAUUUUGUCAAUAUACAAAUAAGACUACACAAGAUUGAUACAUAUCCCAAAAACCAAGUUGAUGACUUUCGAUAUUUCCAAUUGAUGACUUUCAAUAAAUAAAUGGAAAAAGCAAGUACACCUAGAAACCGUUUGACCAGGUCAGCGGCCAAACAGGUAAAUACACCUAAGAUUGUAGACCAGGAUGAAGAUCAAAACUUAAAUGAAGACGUGAAACAAAAUGUGCGAAGAACCAGACGUAAAACUGACACUAAGCGGAAAACCAAUGGAGAUGCUUCAGUUAGUUCACCCACUCCUGUGGAAAAUAAAAUGUUAAAAAGUAAUGAUGAAAUUAGUGAUGGCAAUUCUCUAGAUGGUUAUGAUUCAGAAAAUUCAAGUGUUGGUGCAAAACAAAGAAACUCACCUAAAUCAACCAACCACAAUACACAAUCACCAACAAUUUCGAGAAAGUCAUUAAGGGUUAGACGAAGUAUUACUCCAGGACCAGAACUGGAAUCUAGUGCUUCUAAAAAAAUGAAACGAUCAACUAGUGAAGGAAAGUUAGAGACAUUAUCGACUCCUACAAACAGACGAGGCAUUAGAGCUAGAAGUGAAAGUAAAGAUUUUAAACUGAAAAGUAGUGAAAGUGAUAACCUAAAUUCUUUAUCUGGGUCGUGUACUAGAUAUGUUCAUAGAAAUUCUACAUUGAGAGUAAUAGAUAAAAUUGUAGAAGCAAAUGAAGGUGAAGAUAGCAGUCACGAUGAUGAACCCCUAAAAAAUCUAAUUGAAGGUGCAAAAUCUCAGAAAAUGAGUACUGUUAAAGAUAAUUCGUUUGAGGAAGUUUCAGAAAUAAUACAAAAUUUUGAAUUGAAAGAUAGUAUUUCCUCUAAAGAAGUUAUAAAUGAAACACUCAGUGAGAAUACAGUCAAUAAGACUAAAUUUCAGGAUAGUAUUUCUGAAGAGAAAGAAAUAGUUGCGAAAGAGGAAAAUAAAGAACAAAAUGUGUAUCACAAAACUACUUCAAAUUCAGUUGACAUUAUCCCAGAUGAACAACUAAUUCAAAAACCUACAGUUUUAGACACAUCUCAGAUCAAAGUUAAUGAUGGUAUUGAAGAAGAGAAGAAUUCAGUAGAAGAAAAGUCAAAUGUUAAUGCUAGUUUUUCAGAAGACACUGUUGAACCCACUGCUCAAAAUACUGAAAAAUGUUUAGAUAAAGCAGUUAGUAGUGUUCAAAAGGAACAAAUAGUGCAAGACCAUACAGUUUUAGAGACAUCUAACAUUAAAGUAAAAGGGGACAAUAAGGAUGAGGAGAACUCAAUGGAAGAGACUUUAAGUAUUAGUGCCAGUUUUUCUGAAGAUUCUGUUGAACCUGAAAAGGCUGAAAAAUCAUUUAAAACUGGAGAUGUGCAUCAAGAUGUCUGUAAAGAAAAAAUGGCCAGCGAUAUUCCUGAUGAGAAAUUUGAUUCUGAUAGUGUUGAAAUUGAUAUUAUUGCAAUUGAUAGUAACUCUCAAGAAGUACCUCCCAAUGCUUCCAUAGAAACAAAAUGUUCUCCCAACAAAUCUACAAUUUCUGGAUCUCUUGAAUCUUCAGUGGUCCCUCAGGAUGAAAAUUGCACCUUAUCUGAAAACAAUAACAUACCUCCAACUAAUCAGUCAGAAACUAGCAGCUUGGACAUUCAAAAUGAAGAAGUGAUGUCAGAUUCUCAAAAGGUCAAUACAUCUUCGCGGUUACCUACACCAGUUAAAGAUGUGCAGGUAAGAGAUCAAAGUACUCCGAUGAGCACUUGUCACAAAGAUAAUGAUUAUACUAUUUGUCAGUUAGACAGUAUUGUGCAAGAUAAGAAAGAAAUAGAAAAGGAUGAAGAUACAGAAAAUGGUGGUGACGUUAUUUGCAGUGGGAAUUUGGACAAAGAAGAGUCAGUUGAAAUUGCAGAAGUUUCUGAAGAAUGUGAAAAGGAGCACAAUAAAGGAGAAACAUUUGAGACGCCUGCAGUUGAAUUAGAGCAAUAUAGUGAUUUAGCUGAUGCAGUUAUUAUAGAAGAAAGUGAAGACAGUCCUAUAGAAGAAAACCAGGAAGUUUUUGAAGUAGAGGAAAUAGAACCAGAAUCAUGCAAUAUUGAGAUUAAAAAUCCUGAUACAGUUGAUGACAUUGAUAAUAAUGAAAUUAUUAUGUCUGACAAUCCGAAACAACAAACUCAAAAUCUUAUGGAAAGCAAGCAGUCCGAAUUUGAUGAAAUAAAUGAAGUAGCUGAUGAAAUUAUGGAAGUAUUUGAAAGUGAAGAUGUAACUGAGGAUAAAGAAAACGUAAAUGCCUUAAAAUUACAAGAACAAUAUGAUUCAUCUAUUCAUGAGAGUUCUAUAAAAUCAGCCAAAAAAAAUGAUUAUCAACUUGACAGUGAUAAUGUAAGCAAAAACUGUGAUGAAGAUGAAGAUUAUGAAGGCAAUGGUAGUCAUUCUGAAGAUAAACAUAAAGAAGAGCAAAAUUUUAAUGAUGAUAAAAAUCAAGAAGAAGAUAAAAAUUAUGAGCCUUGUAAAGAAGAUAAUAACUUAGAUGAAGAUAAUUAUGAUUAUGCAUCUGGGAGUGACAUAUUAUAUAAAGGUAUGUCUGAAUUUUCUGACGAAGAUGGUUAUCAGAUGGCACAUAAAGAUGGAAGCCUGUUUAACCCGUUUAAUGAUAGUAAUGAAUCUUCUUCUGAUCAUAGGUCUGGAAGUGGGAAAUAUGUUUCUUCUAUUGAAGAAGAAGAAGAAGAAGAAGAAGAAGUGGGAGAGGAAGAAGAAAAUAAUGAAAAUGAACAAAACCAAGAGGAUUUGAAUCCUGAUAAAAAAGCUGAAAAUUGUGAACUGAAAGACGGUACAUCACCAAAUGUUAAAGAUGGAGAAAAACUUUUUGAUAAUGAUAAUCCUAUUACUUAUGAUAAAGCUUUAGCCAUUCUCAAUAAAAACAGAGUGAAAAAAAUUGAUGAUGAGGAAUUUUUUGAUAUGUUUACUCAAGAACUCAACAGAGUGUCUGAAGAAUCUGCUUCUGAUUCAGAUAUUGCCAUCGUAGAUGAGUACAUAAUGGAACCUGAAGAAACAAGUACCAAACCUAACAAAAAACAGGGAAAUGCACAAGGAAAUCCUAAACCCAUCCAGAGACCCACCAACCCAAUGGGAAAUCAAAGUGGGCCUCCACCAGGACACUUUUAUAAUCAGCAGGUUCCACCUCGGCAUCACCUUCCAACCAUGCAAAGGAUGAAUGUUCCAAAUCCAAACUACCAACAUUACAAUCAAAGUAUGCCUAUGCGAGGUCCUGCCAUGUACAAUCAGUUCCCACCACCUAAUCAACCUAUGCCAGAACCACGUAUGUUCAAUCCCCAAGUUGCUCCUGAAGUCAACUAUUCCUCAGGGAUGUUCAACCAGCAUGUAAGCCUUAACACACAGCUGCGCUAUCCAAAUGCACCACCUCUAAAAGUAAGAAGUGUUAAUGUGAUGAAUAAUUUACAACCUUAUGAUGAAAUGAAUAGAAAAUAUAUUGAGGAGGUUUCCCGUUUAGAUAUAAAUACCCCCAGGGAAUUUGUGGAAAACAACGAAAAUGUUCGAUGUGCAGCAACCAUGACAGAGACUGAAGAGAAUUUGGAAAAAUCUCCCCCAAGUUCUAUCCCUCAAAGCGUUGGUAAAAAAAGUGUCAGCACACCUAUUUUGAAUCUGUUGGGGCUGGAUAAACAGAAGUUAAAGCAGUUGAAAGAAGUAUUAGGAAUUGAUAGAAAAUCAGUCUUUCAAAAAUCACCAAUGAAGCCCAAUGUAUCGAUUAAAUCUUCUCUGGAACAGAGAAAAGACAAGUGUGCCAAGAAAAAGAAAAGGAGGAGGAGGGAUAAAAAACGUUUACUAAUUCAGUCAGAUAAAGCUUUAAAGAAAUCUCUGGUGAAACAAAUCAUUGAUAGUGAUUCAGCCACAUACACUGAUACAAGAUUAAAGAGACCUAGUAAUGUACAAUCAAGUGAUGAAACAUCAAGCACUGACCAAGAUGUUUACGAAUUUACCUCCAGACAAGUAAAAGACAGUUCCUCGAGUUCAAGUGAAAGUACAGUUAACAAAACAGAAUCUAUGGAUAGAAAGAUUAAUGUACAAGAUGGAAGUGUAUCAGUAACAUUCCCAAAGGCUAACAGAAAAUUGAGGCGUAGACCAAAGAAGAGGAGGCGCAACGAAAACUCCAGUGAAACAAGUCCUAUAAUAAUAGUCAAAAGAAAUAUUUAUAAGCCUGUGGUUAUUUCAGAUACUAAAGUUGGAGCUGGGAGAAAGAUGACCCAAAGGAAGAAGGAAACCAAGCAGAAGCCUUCUCUUGUCAAGUCUAACUGUGGGACGUUUACUGUGGAUGGAGUAACUGCCAGCAGUCAGAGCAGUGACUCAGAAGUGGUGUCACAGGAGGAGUCUCCGUCUGUGAAUUACUAUCUUCAAGAAUUGGACAGAAUAAGGCAAGAUGUGAAGUCAGGUAGGAACAAGUUGUCAAACAUGUUCAGCCAGCACAGUUUGUCUAAGAAUGUAAGGAACGCCAGAGGGAGUGGGCAGGAGAAUGUUACCAAAAAACGCAAGGUAAGAAAGAAACUCAGCAUUUGUAAGAGAUUUGGAAUUACGGCGUUAAAGUAAAUUAAAUGGUAUUGU
Messenger RNA from Homalodisca vitripennis (glassy-winged sharpshooter), 4722 nucleotides. RefSeq names its product myb-like protein X. The record is from RefSeq and is a predicted model, not a curated record. The transcript is spliced from 6 exons. NCBI's taxonomy places the organism in Eukaryota, Metazoa, Arthropoda, Insecta, Hemiptera, Cicadellidae. The coding region runs from base 208 to 4707 and encodes 1499 amino acids.